AUAUUCAUACUUUAUGUCGCGGUGGCCAUAUGCUUUGCCUUGUGUGCAGGUCUCUUAUCUCUGGUCCUGAUAAAGCACUCAGCAAUGUCAGAGGAGCUACAGGCCCUAAAGUUGAACUAUUCAGAGAUGCUUGUGGGAGCCAACGCCGACCGACAGAGGGAGCUGCAACGACAGCGAGGUUCCAUAGAAACCAGCCGGGAGGAAAGGAUCCAGGAAAAAGUCCAGGGGCGAAGGUUGUUCCGACAUCUACAGCAAUCUGGCAAGUAUAGUGGUCAAGUAAGACACUAGGGAACACAUAUACCGGCACCGGGAGGGACACACAAAGGUUCCCAGGGAGGUAGAAAGGGGUUCUGUCUUGUGAUUCCUGACGCAUACCGUUGAGUGUCCGGGUGCCCAGGCCAAGGCAGUCCCCUCUAUUAGGCAGGAUGGGAGGGAAAAACUCAAAGAGUUCCACUCCCUUACAAUGCAUCUUAGAUAAUUUUGGCUCUUUUGCCACCCGAGCCAUAGCAGGCAAUCCAAUGGACCUGAGAGAUUAUAGACUGAGGAAUUUGUGUCAGGGAGAAUGGCCGGGGUUUGGGUUAGGUUGGCGAGGAGAAGGGACGUGGGAUCUGAAACUGAUCCAAACAGUGGAAGAAUAUUGUGCUGUGAAUCAUCCGAACCAGUGGGUCUACAUUGCUACCUGGGAACGGGUAGUUAGAGAAGAUCCAGAUUGGGUUCGACAGUGCAAAGAUGGCAAAUGUAUGGUGGUGAAGAAAGAAGGGAAAAAGAAGGGAAUUCUCCAAUCUAAUGAGGAGGACUACCCAGAUUUACAGUUGAGUGUACAGGCCAGACAACAGGAAUUGCUGCCGCCACCCUUGCCACCGCCCCCACCCUAGGGAACAGUCCUCGGUACACCUACACUAGAGGCGAGACCCCCCACCCUACUCUCCAGAGUCAACCGAAGCGGCCAGGAAACACUAUCCUAGCCUAGAAAAAUAUCAGGAGGAAGUAAAAGAAAAGAAGAAGUCACAACGGAUGCCCAGUGAUGCCUCCCCGGCACAGACCCGGAGACAUGGGGCUCCGGUGUGGCCCAGUGAUUCACCGGCAGGACCGGCCCUCCAGAUGCCCUUGAGAACGGUGUCUGUGAUGAACAACAGGAAUGAGAAAGUCCAAGCAUAUCAGGCGGUGCCCUUCAGUAGUAGUGAUCUUUUGAAUUGGAAAAAUAAUACUCCACCUUAUAGUGAAGAACCCCAGGCUAUGGCUAGGUUAUUGGAAGGGAUUAUGGCAACCCAUAACCCCACCUGGCAAGAUUGUAGACAGCUACUGAAUAUGUUGUUCACCUCAGAGGAAAGAAGGGCAGUAUUGAAUAAUGGGAUAGCCAUAGCCCAGAUUGGAGCUCCACAGGACGAUGAUGCGGCUGAGUGGGGAGCACAGAGGUUUCCGGUGGAAGUAGACCCUCAGUGGAACCCCACAGAACAAGGACACCUGCAGAGACUGAGAGGAUUCCAACGUAUAUUGGUAGAAGCGGUAAAGAGGGGCCCGCCGCGACCCGUCAACAUUAUAAAAAUUCAGGGAGUGGUACAGGAAAAAUCCGAGUCACCAACAGCCUUCUUGGAAAAGCUGGAGGCAGCAUACAGGAAAUAUAGCCCGUAUAAUUUGAAGGAUGAAAACGGUAGGAGGGCGAUUCAACAGUCUUUUAUCAGUCAGGCGGCUCCUGACAUCCGGAGAAAGAUUCAAAAGCAACCAGGAUUUCUAGGAAAGACUAUGAAUGAGCUGUUGGCACUCGCAGAUCAGGUCUAUAUGGCAAGGGACCAGGUAGAAGAGGAGAAGAAGGACAGGAAGAAGAAGCAGGGAUAUCAAGCAUUAGUUACCAUGAUGGAACAGAGUGCAAGUGGACAGAGAGGAAGAGGAGGAUAUGCCAGAAGGGGACAAGGAGGAAGAAGAGGGCCCCCUCAGAGGUUAGGUCGAGACCAAUGUGCUAAAUGCAAGAAGUUUGGACACUGGAAGGGUGAAUGCCCAGAAGGACGAGGUGGAUGCCAGGAAGGGUCAAGAGAAAGAGGAAGGCCUGAGAGAGGAAGAAACCCAGGAAGGGGAAGAGGACGUGGGAACUACGUGCCUUUUCCUGCGAGAGAGGUGAUAGCUGCAGCAGCUGUGAUGGAAGAAGAAUGGGAAGAUAUGGAUGAAGGAGAGGAAUGAGGAAGCCAGGCUCUUGUCUUGUUGGACCCCGGGGAGCCGAUGGUCACACUUGAAAUCGGGGACCAACAAUUGGACUUUUUAGUGGACACGGGUGCCAAAAAAUCAGUAGUAAAUAUAAAAAUCAGUCCAUCAACUCGGGAAACUACAAAAGUAAUAGGGGUGUCUGGGCAGACCCAGAAAUGUCCCCUUCUCAAGGAACGCACCUGCAAUCUAGCUGGACACCAGGUUAGGCAUAAGAUGUUAUAUCUUCCGGACUGCCCAGUUCCCCUGUUGGGAAGGGAUAUCUUAUCGAAAUUACAAGCACAGAUUCAGUUCAUGAAGAACAGACAAAUGGAACUAUCAUUUCCUAUGGAAGAAGAAUGGCAACUGUUUCAAGUUAGGGUUUUUACUGAAGAAAUACAGUGGCCAUGGCAUGAGACUCCUAUAGUAUGGGCAGAAGAUAACCCUCCAGGACUGGCUAAAUAUGUCCCACCGGUGGUGGUGGAAGUGAAAAGAGGGAUGGGACCCAUAUGCAAGCCACAAUAUCCCGUCAGUCGAGAGGCGGUGCAGGGGAUCAGAAAACAUCUAGAGCGACUUCUGCAGCAUGGGAUAUUGGUACCAUGUAGUUCCCUGUGGAAUACGCCCCUGCUCCCAGUCAAGAAACCUGGAGGACAAGGAGAAUAUCACCCAGUUCAAGAUUUGCGUGCUGUGAAUCAAGCCACUGUUCCCCUAACCCCAGAAGUACCCAAUCCAUACAUCAUGAUGAGUCUAGCGCCAGCAUUUGCCAAAUGGUUUACUGUAUUGGACUUAAAGGAUGCAUUCUUUUGCAUUCGGUUGGCCCCUGUAUCCCAACCGAUCUUUGCUUUCCAAUGGGAAUCUCAGCAGUCAGGACAAAGGACCCAGUAUACUUGGACACGCCUCCCUCAGGGGUUCCAGAACAGCCCGACCAUUUUUGGUCAAGCCCUGGCCAAAGACUUGCAAGAUUUUGUAAUACCUAAAGAAGAGGGAAUUUGGCUUCAAUAUGUAGAUGAUCUGCUUCUUGCUUGCUGGACACGAGAGGGCUGUAAGGAGCACACCUUGAGGUUACUCAAGGAAUUGGAAGAGAAGGGUUACAAAGUGUCAAGGAAAAAGGCCCAGUUGUGCUGUCCCAUGGUGAAAUAUUUGGGGUUCCAUCUGACCGAAGGAAAGAAGAUGUUAGGAGCUGAAAGAAAGGAAGUUGUUUGCGCCAUUCCCACUCCCAGUACCCGGCAGCAGGUGCGGGAAUUUUUGGGAUCAGCAGGAUAUUGCAGACAGUGGAUCCCCAACUACGCCGUGUUGGCUAAGCCGCUGUACCAGGCCACGAGAGGUGGAAGAGAAGAUCCGUUUGAGUGGACAGAAGAAUGUCAACAGGCAUUUAAGGCAUUAAAAGAAGCAUUGAUGUCAUCUCCAGCAUUAGGACUGCCUGAUUUGGAAAAACCAUUCACUCUGUUCGCUGCGGAGCGGGAAGGAACAGCGGUUGGAGUAUUGACCCAACCACUAGGUUCAUGGCAAAGGCCGGUUGCCUACUUGUCAAAACAAUUGGACACAGUGGCUCGUGGAUUGCCACCCUGCCUGAGGGCUGUGGCAGCAUCAGUAGAUUUAAUCAAAGAAGCGAAUAAAUUGACCCUAGGACAGCCACUGACAGUUAAGCCAUAUCACCUGGGAUAUCAGGGUAGAAUAACGCCCAAUAUCUGCUUUGAAGUGGGUUACCUGAGUCCACACUGCCAUAUAAAGCUGAUAUUGUGGGAUUUUAUUCAGCUGUGUGGUAGGGGCCCCAGAAGGCCUUCUCUGGUUGUACCUUU
Messenger RNA from Anolis carolinensis (green anole), 3974 nucleotides. Its product is annotated as CD209 antigen-like protein A. Gene Ontology annotation, biological process: virion assembly. The record is from RefSeq and is a predicted model, not a curated record. Bases 1015 to 2175 code for a protein of 386 amino acids. The transcript has 3 exons. Gene Ontology annotation, molecular function: zinc ion binding; nucleic acid binding. NCBI's taxonomy places the organism in Eukaryota, Metazoa, Chordata, Lepidosauria, Squamata, Anolidae.